Xiphophorus couchianus (Monterrey platyfish) is the source of this 4814-nucleotide messenger RNA. It is a transcript of the gene cacng7b, whose product is annotated as calcium channel, voltage-dependent, gamma subunit 7b. Gene Ontology annotation, biological process: calcium ion transport; regulation of AMPA receptor activity; postsynaptic neurotransmitter receptor diffusion trapping. Bases 289 to 1314 code for a protein of 341 amino acids. Gene Ontology annotation, molecular function: channel regulator activity; voltage-gated calcium channel activity. Gene Ontology annotation, cellular component: AMPA glutamate receptor complex; postsynaptic density membrane. NCBI's taxonomy places the organism in Eukaryota, Metazoa, Chordata, Actinopteri, Cyprinodontiformes, Poeciliidae. The record is from RefSeq and is a predicted model, not a curated record. The transcript is spliced from 6 exons.
ACUUCUCCCUCCUGCCCCCGCUACAGCAUUUCUCUGUGUUUGUAGCCAAAGUAGCUCAGUAAACGAUCCACCGCAGUGCCUGGGACAGACUGCGUGGAAGAGGAAGAGAAAAGACAUUUCGAGGAUGGGAAGGGGAACUUAAGGGUAAACACCCAGACGGAGGAAAAGAGGAGAGGAUAGAAGGAAAGAAAUAGAGGAGGAGAGGAAGGGACAAAACCCCCAGCACAGCCUCCCCUGGUGUGGGGUUUCUUGGCUUCCUGACGUGUGCGCACGACUCUUAGUGGCACUAUGAGUUCAUGCAGCAGCCGUGCAUUGACCAUCCUGUCCACAGUGUUUGGAGCCUGCGGACUGCUGCUGGUGGGGGUGGCUGUGUCCACCGACUACUGGCUCAUAAUGGUGGAGGGAAUCAUUCUGCAGCAAAACCAGAGCAUGGAGGUGAAGAUGGCUCUGCAUUCUGGCCUCUGGAGAGUUUGCUUUGUGGCUGGAUCAGAGAACGGGAGGUGCGUAGCUUCGGAGUACUUCACUGAGCCCGAAAUAGAGAUCACCACCGAAAACACGGCAAACAUCCUGAAGAUGGUUCGUACGGCCACGCCCUUCCCCAUGGUGUCUCUGCUCUUCGUCUUCACGGCCUUCAUCAUCAGCAACAUCGGACACAUCCGGCCUCAGCGUACCAUCCUGGCCUUUGUGUCCGGCAUCUUCUUCAUUCUCUCAGGCCUCAGUCUGGUGGUGGGUCUGGUGCUCUACAUCUCCAGUAUUAAUGAUGAGGUGAUGAACCGGCCCAGAGAGCCAGAGCAGUUCUUCAAUUACCACUACGGCUGGUCCUUCGCCUUCGCUGCCUCUUCCUUCUUACUCAAAGAGGGUGCCGGAGUUUUAUCAGUCUAUCUGUUCAUGAAGCGAUACGCAGAGGAAGAGAUGUACCGCCCCCACCCUGCCAUCUACCGCCCCCGUCUGUCUGAGGGCAGCGACUACAGCGGCCAGUACCUCCACCCAGAAUCCUCCUGGCCUCCACCCAAGAGAGGCCGCAGCACCUCGGAGGCGUCCAGCGACAUCUCCAUCCAGCUCAACCAGACACCACCGGCGCCACCGAAAUGCACCCUCCAAGUUGGCGGCCAGGGGAGCCCGCCCUCCAUGUCUUCUUCUGCAGGGAGCUACCAGAUGCAGCCACAGACCACUGGUUACCCCUCCACACACACCCUACCCCGGUCCCACUCCUCCCACCUUCAGGGCCAGGCUCUUCCCAUGACCAUGCCUCCAUCGCCUGUACCCCCCCCUCACUAUCACACACAUGUGCACAUGAGCGCCUCCCCCUGUUAAGAAGGGGGAGCCACACGAAGGCGAGCCACUGACUCUUCAUCAUUAAAUAUACUGAACAUUUCGAAUUGGAUCAGGGUAAGCGCGGAGCUUUGAUCUAGCAUCAAAUGAAGCAGAAAAAUGUAGCUUUGAGACGUUAUAAAUCAAAGAGAGAGAAGGAGGGGAUUUUUACUGAUUUCUGAAGAUUUCAAAGAAGCUGUGAUGGAUGGAAAGAAACAAACAAAAGAGAAGAAAGAAGUUAAAGAGAAAGUCAAGAAAGAGGCAAACUGUUCUCCAGAAAGACAUUAGAGGUUAGGUUGAUUGGUAGAGCAGGUAUAAGGGAGGGAGAGUGAAACAGGGGGGCUGCAGUGUUAUACAAAGAUGCUGCAUUGCUGCAGGACUUUGUACACACUUGGAAAUGUACAACGCAAAGCACUGAUCUGAAAGGACUGAAUGUUCAUAGAGUUUUACAUGCAUAAGUCACGCUAACAUGUGGACUACAUACGUUUUUGCCAAACGGUAAAGUGUGGUUAAAUAUAUUCUAUUCAUGUCUGACUUUAUGACAUCAUCAGUUUGAUUCCACAACCCAUAAAGUCAUAAUAGUGCCCUCGUGUUAUUAAGUAUUAGUUAAUACAGUAACUGUUAAAUUAAUCUGCACAGAAUGAAUGUUGUUAAGCUUUGUAACAUACAGAGAUACUAUUAAGAAAUAUCAUGCAAACAACGUAUUGUUUUACAUAUUUAAGAUACAGAUCUUCAGCUUCUUGUACAUAGCUGCACAUCAGAACUAGAGUUGUGAAAUGGCAAAUGAAGCUUUUGCACAAGUCUAAGUGAGAAAAUAUUUUACUUAUUCAUCUUCGAAUAGAAGGGAAGCAGCUGUAGCAACGCAGCCUCAGGAUGCAGAGCGGUUCGGUUUUCUCCGGUUUUACAGGAAUCUGGCGCCCUCUAGUGGCCGCAGCCAUGAAGCAACCCCCGAAGCAAACGUUUCUGGCUCAAAACAUUUCUUCAACUUUGUCUUUCCUUCUGCCUUUACUGUGCGGUAUUACUCUUAAAGAAAUGAUGGAGAGUUUUGUCAAUUUUAAAUUGUAAAUCCAGAAUUAUUAGACACACAAAUAAGGACUGCAAAACAGAAAUAAACUAAUAAUCUGAUUAGUAGUGUAUCUUUAAAUAUAAUUAUAAAACCCACUUGAUAAAAAUGUUUGUUAUAUUUGCAAAUAAUUUUAACGCCAUUGUUUGUCUCAUGCAGCUUUUUAGCCACUUAAAAUCUUAAAUAAACCAUCUUUCCCACUUUAUUCUAAUGUAUUAAAGAAGAUAUGGCAGAACGGUUUUUAUACAUGUCUGGGUUCAAAUCCUCAGUAGGUAAAAACUAAAUAGAUAAAUUUGUCUGCUUCACCCAGAAAUUUCAUAUCCUACAAAAAUUCUAAUCUUAAAAAUUUCACUGUAAUUUUAAUAGUGCAUCAAUGUAAAUUGUUUUUAGACUGACCAGUUAGAUUAAAUCUAAUUUCUAAACCGCUAAGCAGCCUUAGAUCACCAAAACUAAAUUACAAAUCAGCCUCCACUGACCAUGUAAUUAUUAACUUCUAGAAAAUAAUGUUUUCUCAAAGCAACUGAGCAGCUUUUUCCCAUCACACUGAUGCAUACUACAAACUACACUGGCAAACAUAUUUUUAGACAUUUUUGUCACAACUUACAACAACUUACAAUACUGGUUUUAUGUUAUAGACCAACACAGAGAAAAACAAUGAAUUUUUUAGAAAAACAAAUGUAAAGGUUUUGCAUGCAUGAUGUGUUUGUGACACAUGUGCAGUGCUUGUUCCUCACCAUACAUAAUUUAUACAAAAAAUGUAAAACCUUGUUUUAUCUGAACAGAACACCUUCUACCUACCAGGUGCUAUAUCUCCUGUGGCUUGUGGCAAAGCGCAAACUAAAAUUCUCUCUCUUUUUUUUUUUCAAAAAUAGAUUUUUUGUUUUUCUUCGCCACUCUUCUAUAGAGACCAGCCUGGUUAAGAGCAGGGCUAGUAAUUAAUUCUCCCACCUGUGCUUUUAAACCUAAAUCUGCUUCUCAUUGCACAGCACACUUUUCAAAUUCCCAUUUGUAAAAAUAUAUCCGAAACCAUGCAUUCACUUCUACUUUACAAUUAUAUGCUUCGGUCUGCUGGUCUAUCAUAUAAAAUCAAACUUACAGUAAGUAUAUUAAAGUGGUACAAAUACAUUUGCAAGACUGUGUAGUUUAUGGUUUUCAACCCUGCAUUUGGAGAACUUUGAACAGCCUUGUUGCUGAAAUGUGCUAUACAAAUAAACUUGUCUUGAAUAGCGUAAUUAAAUUUAAUUGAUUAUUGAAGUAACUGCGAAUGACUUCUCAUAGAGGGAAAAAGUUAAUCUUGUUUCUUGAGUACUUCACUUUAAGAUGUCAUACAACAGAGAGGGCACUUGAAAUUAAUUCAGACUUUUCCAAUGAAGCAUUUCGACCUCACUUGGCCAUUUAUUUCAGGUUGUAAAGUUAAGACAGUUUUAUUCUCAAAAGCCUAAUUGCUCUUUUUAUACAACACUGUACAAAGAACAGAAUGCAAGAGCAUAAUUAUCUACACCAACAACCAGAUUUAAUUCUGAAUAUUCAUUUGUUCUUUUUAGUUUGCUACUGUAAUGUAAAAUAAAAACCAUUGUGUCAUCAUGAACUAAUUGGUUUGGAUUAUCACUGUGAUGCUUCAGAGAGAUAAAACCUGCUCCUACAAUUUAUUGUGGGGGAAAAACUAAAAUAAAAACCUCAAAAAGGAAAAUUUGAAGUGGGUUUGUUGUAUCGCCAAUGUCCUGCAGUCUGGUUUGGUUUCCUGUUUUCUGUUUAGGCAGUUGUUGUAACUCCAGCCCCCAGUUGUUGACUGUUUUCUUUGUUAGGCAGUUCAGUGCCUUGCCCACAACCAUUUCUGCAGCAUCUGUUGAAGAAGAUAAAAGAAAUUCUCCAGACAUUGCACUUGCAAACUUUUUCAAUCAAAAAUUGCUUCAGUAACUUUGGGUUCCUGCAACCGCCAUCACGACCAGUAGAUGAUGAAUGCUUUGUUCUUGCUUUAAAUAAACAGUCUUUUUUUAAUCAUUUGUUUGAUUAUGUAAUUAUCUCUAAAAGUCCCCGAGCUGUUAUACUACAUCACUAUUUCUAAUGUUGUAGCUCUUUUUUAUCUGCAUACUCAACUCUUUUUUUUUACCUGUGUAUUAAUGCAACAAAAGAAUUUAAGCUUCUCUCAGAAAUCAGUUCACAUUUUAUUUUUGUUUUAUAUACACUGCUCAAAAAAAUAAAGGGAACACUUAAACAGGUGUUUAAUACUUAAAGUGUUCCCUUUAUUUUUUUGAGCAGUAUAUAUAUAUAUAUAUACAUAUAUAUCACCAAACUAAAGUAAUUGCUUUUCAAUGCUUCAAUGAUACUGCAGCUUUAAAAUCUGAUCAAAUGCAAUAGAGGAAAUACUGACAAAAUUACUGCUGUUAUAGAGUUGACAUCUGUAACUCAAUUUGUUUUAUUAAAACUUCUAUUGGGGAUA